AUGCACACCAGUGGAUAUCCCUUCAUCAACAGCCUCCAAACCAGAGAAGGAAGUCUGCGUAGAAGUCGUCCCGCCAGAAGACGUGUCUUUCGUGUCCAAUACAUGCACCCCAGUGGAUAUCCCCCUUCAUCGACAGACUCCAAACCAGAGGAGGAAGUCGGCGUAGAAGUCGUCCCGCCAGAAGACGUGUCUUUUGUGUCCAAUACAUGCACACCAGUGGAUAUCCCUUCAUCAACAGCCUCCAAACCAGAGAAGGAAGUCUGCGUAGAAGUCAGCCCGCCAGAAGACGUGUCUUUCAUGUCCAAUACAUGCACCCCAGUGGAUAUCCCUUCAUCGACGGACUCCAAACCAGAGGAGGAAGUCUGCGUAGAAGUCGUCCCGCCAGAAGACGUGUCUUUCGUGUCCAAUACAUGCACCCCAGUGGAUAUCCCUUCAUCGACGGACUCCCAACCAGAGGAGGAAGUCUGUGUCGAAGUCGUCCCGCCAGAAGACGUGUCUUUCGUGUCCCCACUUGAGGACACAUUUGUGGAGGCGCUCAAGCCAAUUGACCCCGACGUCAGUGUGAUGGACACCUCCAUAGGCAGCGCCACACUGCUGGAUACCUUUGAGGGGCUGUCCCAUAAUGACAUUGUCACGCUCACUCUGGAGCAGGUGAAGGUGGAAGCCAAGGCUAAGAAUCGGAAGGCGUCCCUUGACCCCCCUGCAGUUGGGGGAGCAGCUGAACCCUUGGUGGCUGAGGAGACCGAGCCCACCGAGGUCUCCAGUCCCGUGAUCAGGAGAAGCAGUAGGAUUGCAAUUAAACAGAUCGAGCGGAAGGUGAAGCAGAACUCGAGACGGAACAACAUCCGAGAAGGGGAGAACCCGGAACCGCAAGCACUGAAAACCCCAGAGAAACUGAAAACAACGCCGCAAAGAAAAAAAGCACAGUCAGUGAACAUUUUAAGUCCUACAAGACAGAACCUGGCACAGCACACCUCGACACCACAGAACACUACACUGUUCAUCCCAGUAGGUCAGAUCCAUGGACCAGCACCAACUGGGGCACAGAACUCAUCACUAUUUAACAACACAGCACUUGGCUCAACUCCAUAUAUUCCAGUAGGAGGUAACCUGGACCAGAAUCUGACUUCGCAAAUUCUGGACCUGCAAAACCCUACACUCUUAUCUGUUCCUUCAGACAACCUUGUACAGCAAACUCAAGCAACACAGAACAUAUCACUACAAACUCUAAAAGUGCAACAAACAACAAAGCCAGCUUCACCCAAACAGAACCCCGGACUAAAAACCCCAACAAAGCGCAAAGUAGAAAGGCUACUCUUCGUGGUGCGGAGCCCAACACGGCCAAUGCCAACUGUUGUGCAGAAUCCAGCGCUGCUAACUGGAACGGCUGUGCAGAAUCCAGCGCUGCUAACGGGAACGGCUGUGCAGAACCCAAUGCAGGUAACUGGAACGGCUGUGCAGAAUCCAGCGCUGCUAACGGGAACAGCUGUGCAGAACCCACUGCAGCUAACUGGAACGGCUGUGCAGAACCCAACACCGCUAAAGGGAACAAUCAAGCAGAACCCAACACCGCUAAAGAGAACAAUCAAGCGGAACCCAACACCGCUAAAGAGAACAAUGGUGCACAACCCAAUGCAGCUAACUGGAACGGCUGUGCAGAAUCCAGCGCUGCUAACGGGAACGGUUGUACAGAUCCCAACACGGCUAACGUCGUCAGUGACAAAUCCAUCCCUGCUCAACCCACCAGUUCAAAACUCAACGCAGUUACUUCAAACAGUACCGUACCCAAAAUGUUCACAAAACCCACAAUCGAAGAUCCAGACGUCUUUAACUCCUGCAGCACAGAACUCUGUUCAACCCACUCCAGUGAUCCAGAACCUAACAGCAAAAACCCUUAAAACACAGAGCCCUGUGGUGCAAACUCCAGCAAAGCGAAACAAAUCAGCAAAAACCCCUGCGAUACAGAAACCAACAACGCAGACCCUAGCACCGAAAACUGUGAAGGCCCUAGCAACCCAGAACCCAACAAUGAUGAGCCUAGCAACCCAUAACCCGACAGUGCAGAUCCUAUCAACACAGAAUCUGCCAGCGCAAACACCAGGAAUGCAGAACUUGGCACAGAACACUCAAGCAGCCCAUAUCCCUGCAGUGCCAACAGCAACAACGAAAUACCCACCACCACCACAGACUCCACAAACGCAGAAUCCAACAGCGCAAACCACACCAGUAGACAACCUCGCCAUGGACACGGUAAUCACACUGAACCUGGAUAUAGAAAUGGAUUACACUGAACCAGAUGAGCUGCAGGCACCUGAGCUCAUCCUCCCCUCCAUCGUUACUCCCCGACCUCAACAUGGCCGCCUCCCCAUGUCAACUUCAGUGGAGACUCCCUUUGUGGCGUCCUUCACGCCGGUACCCCCACCUCCUUCCCCUUCCCCUUCCCCUUCCCUGUCCGCGACUAGUGUGUCCCCAAAAUGCAAGCUUUCACCCCCACCUCCUUCCCCUUCCCCUUCCCCGUCCGCGACUAGUGUGUCCCCAAAAUGCAAGCUUUCACCCCCACCUCCUUCCCCUUCCCCUUCCCUGUCCGCGACUAGUGUGUCCCCAAAAUGCAAGCUUUCUCCCCCACAACCUUCCAAACCCCAGCCCAAUCCUCCGCCGCAGUCACAGGAGAGGAACACAAAGACGACGGCUCUCCCUAAAGUCACGCUGAAGCAUGACCUUAACAGCGCACCUCUAGUUAAACCUCAAAUGUUCAGCGGCUUCAAAGUUCAACAGAGGGAAGCGCCCAGCAGCUCAUCCAGGCUGGGUGGCUCCGGUGGGCUGCAAGGUUUCCUCACCAAGCAACCCCUCACAACGCCAUCUCUACCCCAAGCUCCACUUAGCGCUCCGCAGAAACCCACUCCGGGAAAGAUGGCCGCCAGGCCUGACUGUGCUCCGAAAGGCCAAGCGGCGUUGAUGAAAAUUAAGAAGGACCCUGAUCAGGUGCCUGAGGACGUGAAGACGGCCUCUCUGAGACUGAAGAUGCUGAAGAAGCUGAAGGCCAAGAAGAAGGAGCUGGCGAAGCUGGACUACAUGCUACGCGAGAGGGGCAUGGUGCCGGCCCCUCAGGCGUGCAGCGCUCCGCCCAGCGUGAUCUGCGGCGCGUCAGCCGACACCAGCCCGGCGUCCUCGCAACUCCUGUCGCCCGGCACGCCGUCUACGCCGUCCACCAUGUCUUCGGACGGAGCCGACAUGCUGGAGAUGCUGGCCGGGGGUGGAGGGGACGCGUUCGGGCACCUGAUGAGUGGCAGUGCCCCAGAGAACCCCCAAAAUCUAUACCCCACAAGCGCUCCGCUCAGCGCCCCCUCCACGGCCCCUGCUCCUGACUUCCUGACUAUUGAUGACUUCCUGGAUGAUGUCAUCUUUGACACCAACGCACCAGAGAAGGUUGUGGAAAAUACUGAGUUUGACACGCUGGAUAUGUUCCUAUAAGUCAGAAAUGGUCUGUUCCUCCGUAAAACUUGUUCAAUGUCACUUUUCGUGAGCUAUGUGAAGGUAGUUAAAAGUUUAAUUCAGGCUUUAGAAUUGUUUAUUAAUGUAAAUAGCUGUUUUAUUUAUUUCUGUUCUAAAGUUAUGUACAGAAGAAAGACAUUUGUAAUUAAAAUAAAAGAGUAUUUUCUAAACUUAGGAUGGUUGUCAAUCAUUAAAAACCUGUUACCUUGGUACCCAAUAAGAGGAAUGUUGCACGAACUAACAAGAAUAAAACAGAUCUACAUCUGCUAUUACUGCG
Clupea harengus (Atlantic herring) is the source of this 3769-nucleotide messenger RNA. Its product is annotated as mucin-2-like. The record is from RefSeq and is a predicted model, not a curated record. Gene Ontology annotation, molecular function: SUMO binding. The coding region runs from base 1 to 3471 and encodes 1156 amino acids. The transcript is spliced from 2 exons. Gene Ontology annotation, biological process: Cajal body organization; protein desumoylation. NCBI's taxonomy places the organism in Eukaryota, Metazoa, Chordata, Actinopteri, Clupeiformes, Clupeidae. Gene Ontology annotation, cellular component: Cajal body.